UGGUGGGAGGCCCAAUGUCAGUCGCGGGCCUUCCGCGGAGGGACGGUUGGGCCCCACAGGUGGAGGAAACCUGCGUCAGAUUUCACGGCUAGCGCUUUCCUUCGUGGAGCCACUUUCCGUUGGACCCGGUUGAGAGUUAAAGAAAGCAAGUAAACGCAUGACCUGCCAUAAGCGGUAUAAAAUCCAAAAAAAGGUUCGAGAGCACCAUAGAAAAUUGAGAAAGGAGGCUAAAAAACGGGGUCAUAAGAAACCUAGGAAAGACCCAGGAGUCCCAAAUAGUGCUCCAUUUAAGGAGGCUCUUCUUCGGGAAGCAGAACUAAGAAAACAGAGGCUUGAAGAACUAAAACAGCAGCAGAAACUUGAUAGGCAGAAGGAACAGGAAAAGAGAAGAAAACUUGAAACUGACUCUGGUGUUAUGCCGUGUAAUGAGGAACCUAUGAAGGAGGAUUUUGGGCAAUGUGAAAAUAAGAACAAAGCCAAAUCCAGCAAACAGAAUCCAAAGAAAUUAUACUGUCAGGAACUUAAAAAGGUGAUUGAAGCCUCAGAUGUUCUGUUAGAGGUAUUGGAUGCCAGAGAUCCUCUUGGUUGUAGGUGUCCCCAGGUAGAAGAGGCCAUUGUUCGGUGUGAACAGAAAAAGCUGGUACUUGUAUUAAAUAAAUCAGAUUUGGUUCCAAAGGAGAGUUUGGAAAACUGGCUAAAUUAUUUAAAGAAAGAAUUGCCUACAGUGGUGUUCAGAGCCUCAACAAAUUUGAAGGACAAAAGGAAGACAAUCAAGGUAAAGAAGAAAGCUCGUUCAUUCAAGAGUGAAGUCUGCAUUGGGAAAGAAUCCCUUUGGAAGCUUCUUGGAAAUUUUCAGGAAUCUUAUGGCAAAGCUAUUCAGGUUGGAGUAAUUGGUUUCCCAAAUGUGGGAAAAAGCAGCAUCAUCAAUAGCUUAAAACAAGAACGGAUAUGUAAUGUCGGUGUAUCUAUGGGGCUUACAAGGAGCAUGCAGGUUGUCCCUCUGGACAAACACAUCACAAUCAUAGACAGCCCAAGCUUCAUUGUGUCUCCACUUAACUCUGCCACUGCACUUGCCCUGAGAAGUCCAGCCAGUAUUGAAGUACUAAAGCCAGUGGAGGCUGCUAGUGCCAUCCUCUCCCAGGCUGAUACUCGACAGAUAGUUCUGAAAUUUACUGUCCCGGACUUUAAGGACUCUCUGGAAUUUUUCACUUUGCUUGCUCAGAGAAGAGGAAUGCACCAAAAAGGUGGAAGCCCAAAUGUGGAAGGUGCUGCCAAACUGCUGUGGUCAGAGUGGACAGGUGCCUCCUUAGGUUACCAUUGCCAUCCCCCUGCAUCCUGGAGUCUCUCUCCACAUUUCAAUGAGAAUAUUGUAACAUACAUGAAAUGUGGCCUUAAUCUGGAACAACUGGAAAAGAACAAUGCACACAGCAUUCAAGCCAUUAGAGGCCCCCGUUUAGCCAACAGCAUCCUUUUCCAGUCUUCGGGUCUGACACAUGGUAUAAUAGAUGAAAACGACAUAGCUGAAGAGUUGCCCAAAUGGAUAGAGAGGAAGCAGGAGAGGGAGAACUCCAAAGACAUUGAUAACGACCUUGAAAGUGUUGAAGAAGCUGAUGAAAAGAGCUCAGACAUUUCCCCUGCAGAAAAGGCCUGCGAGGUACUGCCCAAGGAGUCCAAAGCAGAUGAGCGGACCAUUCAGUCUUUUGUCUUGGAUAAAAUGACUGAAGAAGAAGAUGCAUAUGACUUCACUACAGACUAUGUAUAAACAGAACCUGGUCCUUCAUAAGGACUUAAAAAACCAUUUUGACCAGACUGCUAAGCUGGUGUGUGUGUGUGCCACUUUGGUAUGAUAUGAAAACCUGUAAAUAUUGUGAAUAUGUAUUAUGUUCAUUAAAAAAUACUGAGCAAUUUAGAAGUUGCCUGAAUUCUAUAAAAAGACAAUUUCUCACAAUCAGUACACUUUUGGUUAGAAGAAAUAGCCUGGAAGCAGAAAAUCUGAUACCUUUUGAAAAGUAGUUUUUCCUUUAUUUACAGGUAACAAAAUUAAAACUGAGUGUAGUGUUAUACCAGUAAUAUCAGUCCAUUCACUUCUGGUCAUUCAGCAUUGUAGUAAACAAACAUUUGGUAAGGCAGAUGGAAACGCGCUUAUAGUCUGGGGAGCUGAUGGCCAGACGAGACAGUUUGUCCUCUUCCCCCAGCUGAAAGAUCUUAUUUUCCAUGGGUUGCUGCAUAUAGGCAUUGAAGCCUAGCAACUGAUACUUCCCACACAUACCGUCUCUUCCAGGAUUUCCUGAGAAAUGCAUACAGCAUAAAUUCUAUUUUAUUUUUGAGAUCUCCAUAUGUCUUCGAAUUAGGCUGAAUUUGCCUGUUGGGUCUGGAAUAUACCAUUUUUCCCAGACAUCAAUAUAAGAAGCAGUUCUUCCCCAUGGCUUAAAGUGUCCAUUCCAGUGGAGUAACUUGGCUGCCUUUACAAACUGGGGUGAGUAUCGUUUUCCAGCACUAGAACCUUACAUUGAGAAAAAAGAACCAAAUGAUCAUUAAAAAGAACCAAAUGAUAGUAGUACUAACAAACACAAAACAAUGCCACAGAAGACUAGGGAAAAAAUAAAUACAUCCUUGCACUAGUUCUUUAGAGACUUCAUUAGUCUUAGGCCUUUGGCUAAUUAUGUCUACUUACCAAGGUGGCGGACAUUCCACAUAGGGUCAAUGGUGGAGUGCUGUUGAUAAAAUACGAUGAGCAGAGGAGGUGUUGUGAUGCUGCCAGCCAG
Molecule: messenger RNA, 2765 nt
Organism: Talpa occidentalis (Iberian mole)
Lineage: Eukaryota; Metazoa; Chordata; Mammalia; Eulipotyphla; Talpidae
Gene: GNL3
Product: G protein nucleolar 3
Exons: 15
Coding region: 158-1762 (534 amino acids)
Cellular component (GO): nucleolus
Molecular function (GO): GTP binding
Source: RefSeq, a predicted model, not a curated record